Plasmodium relictum is the source of this 1371-nucleotide messenger RNA. RefSeq names its product conserved Plasmodium protein, unknown function. Gene Ontology annotation, biological process: microtubule anchoring at mitotic spindle pole body; protein localization to mitotic spindle pole body; mitotic sister chromatid segregation. The transcript has 12 exons. The record is from RefSeq and is a predicted model, not a curated record. Gene Ontology annotation, cellular component: mitotic spindle; microtubule organizing center; MWP complex. Bases 1 to 1371 code for a protein of 456 amino acids. Lineage: Eukaryota; Apicomplexa; Aconoidasida; Haemosporida; Plasmodiidae. Gene Ontology annotation, molecular function: protein binding.
AUGAAGUUGUCUCAUGUAAUUAAAUGUGACAAAUGCUAUUUUUCAAAUGAUGGUUUAUUUUUAAUUCAUAUAGUAGAUAAUAAAAUUUUUUUAACUGAAUUAGAAAAUUUUGAAAUAUGCAGAAUUUAUGUAAAUAGUUAUAAAAUUGAUGAUAUAGAUUUUUCUAAUGACAAUAUUCAUUUUUUAGCAUUGAUAAAAGAUAAAGGAAGUGUGUACAUAUAUUCAUUGUAUAAAGAAUAUGUUGUUAAAAAAAUAGAAGAUUUUUUUCAAACAUAUUUAGUCUCAUUUUUUCUUUAUAAAGAUAACAAGAUAUGCAUAUAUAAAUAUGAAAAAAAAUGUUUUAGUGUAUAUGAUAUAAAUAAUGUUGAAGAAUCCUUAGUAAAUAUAGAAAAUGUAAAAUUUAAGAAAAAUGGAUAUUGCUUAAAUGAUGAAGGUAGCAUAUUUGCUUGUAUAAUACAAAAUAAUAAUAAAAUUGAAAUAUCCUUAAUAUCUUUAUUAAAUUAUAAUGUUGUAAAUAAUAUAUCAUGUAAUAACUUUGAUCCCAAUAAAAUUAUAUUUACAAAAGAAAAUAACAUAAUAACUUUUAGUAAUAAAAAAAAAUCAUUAUAUAUGUAUAAAGCAAAUGGAGAAUUACUAUUUGUAUAUACUUAUGAAUAUGAGUUACCAUGUAUAAAUGUCGUAACUAAAAAUGAAAUAAAAAACAUUUUAUCAGUAGGAUUUGAAAAUGGAAUUGUUGAAAUAUUAAGUCUUAAGAAUUUUAAGAAAAUUGAAACCUUAUUGUUAGAUGAUAUAAUUGCAUUUAAUCAAAAAUUAAAGAUUUACAAAGAAAAUAUUUCAAAUAAAGACUCAAUAAAUUGUGUCCUUUCAACUGAAUAUAACAUAAUUUCUCACAAAAAAGAUAAUGAAAUUUUUGCCUAUUAUAGCAAUAAAGGAAUAAAAGAGGGAGAGUACAAAUUAAAACGUGAAAAGGAAGAAUCUAAUGAAUGCGUUAAAAAAAAUAUUUUAAAAAAAACAUCAAAAAUAGGAAUAACUGUUUUAUCAUUUAGCGUAUGUGGAAAUUAUUUAGCGGCCAUAAAUGAAAGACAUAAUAAUGUAGUGAGAGUAUAUGAAAUGGAAAAUCAUUCAUGUAUAGCUAUAUUGCAACAAAAAAAUAUUGUAACAAAUAUACAUUGGGAUAAUACAUUAAAUAAAGCAAGACUUUUAAUUUGUACAAAUACAUCACAUUUAUUUGUGUGGCUACCUGAUGAAUGUGCUGUGCUUGAUAUGCCAAGAAAUUUUAUAUGUAGCGAUGCAAAAUGGAAUUGUUAUGGAACUGUUUUAUUAGCUAAAAAUGAUGAAAGUUUAACAGUAUUUUAUCCAAAAAAAAAAUGA